AAGAGGUGGAGGGGACGCGUGCUCGCGACCCGACGUCAUCUACAUACGAGCGGAGUCGGUGACGCGCGCGGCCCUACCUCCUAGCACCAGGGGGAGAAAGCAGUGCGCGCUCCCGCGUCAGUUUGAAAUGUGGGACACGGUUACCUCCGGAACGGACACCGCCAUUUAACCGGGGACGCGCUGCUCGCGAGCGGUGGCAUCUUGAGGCGCGGUCUCUGUCCAGUGUGUCUCGGCGCCGAGAGGCGCUCGGUUUCCCUGGGAUGGCGGAGCGCGGGCUGAGCGGCGGCCCUUAGAUGUAGAGCGGCCGCUUGCCGCGGUCCAUUGAUUAAAGGGCAGCAGCGCCUGGUGUCACCUCUCGCCUCUGUCACCCGGAUUCCUGCAGCCACCCUCCACCUGGGACCCCAUCAUACCUCCGCGGCUGCACCUCAUUUCUGCAUUGCUUUUCUCUUGUGGUUUCAUUGAAAUUUCCCCUCAGGACCAUGGCCGACGACGAUGUGCUGUUUGAAGAUGUGUAUGAGCUGUGUGAGGUGAUUGGCAAGGGUCCAUUCAGCGUUGUCCGAAGAUGCAUCAACAGAGAAACAGGGCAGCAGUUUGCUGUGAAAAUUGUCGAUGUUGCAAAGUUUACAUCAAGUCCAGGAUUAAGCACAGAAGAUUUAAAGCGAGAGGCCAGCAUAUGCCACAUGCUGAAGCACCCACACAUUGUGGAGCUCUUGGAAACGUACAGCUCUGAUGGAAUGCUCUAUAUGGUCUUUGAAUUUAUGGAUGGAGCGGAUUUGUGCUUUGAGAUUGUAAAGAGAGCUGAUGCUGGCUUUGUAUACAGUGAAGCUGUUGCCAGCCACUAUAUGCGGCAGAUUCUGGAGGCACUGCGCUAUUGUCAUGAUAACAACAUAAUUCACAGAGAUGUAAAGCCGCACUGUGUACUACUCGCAUCUAAAGAAAACUCUGCCCCUGUCAAGCUUGGAGGAUUUGGGGUUGCAAUACAAUUGGGGGAGUCCGGGUUAGUAGCUGGAGGUCGUGUAGGAACACCACACUUUAUGGCUCCAGAGGUGGUGAAAAGAGAGCCUUAUGGGAAACCGGUAGAUGUCUGGGGUUGUGGCGUGAUACUUUUCAUCCUAUUAAGUGGCUGUUUGCCUUUCUAUGGCACAAAGGAAAGAUUAUUUGAAGGCAUUAUCAAAGGCAAAUAUAAGAUGAAUCCCCGGCAGUGGAGCCAUAUAUCAGAAAGUGCCAAAGAUCUAGUGCGCCGCAUGCUUAUGCUGGAUCCUGCUGAGAGAAUAACAGUCUAUGAGGCACUCAAUCAUCCCUGGCUGAAGGAAAGAGAUCGCUAUGCAUACAAGAUUCACUUGCCAGAAACUGUAGAGCAGCUAAGAAAAUUUAAUGCAAGGAGGAAAUUAAAGGGAGCUGUUUUAGCUGCCGUGUCUAGCCACAAAUUCAACUCAUUUUAUGGGGAUCCUCCUGAGGAAUUACCUGACUUUUCAGAUGAUCCAACUUCUUCAGGUAUGUUUUCUUCAGGACUUCUAGCUGCAGAAAGAGCGGUAUCACAAGUGCUGGAUAGCCUGGAGGAGAUCCAUGCGCUCACAGACUGCAGUGAGAAAGACCUGGAUUUCCUUCAUAGCGUUUUCCAAGAUCAGCAUUUGCACACACUACUAGAUCUUUAUGACAAAAUCAAUACGAAGUCUUCACCACAAAUCAGGAAUCCACCGAGUGAUGCUGUACAGCGAGCCAAAGAGGUUUUGGAAGAAAUAUCAUGUUACUCUGAAAAUAAUGAUGCAAAGGAGCUGAAGCGUAUUCUAACACAACCUCAUUUCAUGGCCUUACUACAAACUCAUGAUGUGGUAGCCCAUGAAGUUUACAGUGACGAAGCACUAAGAGUUACGCCACCUCCAACCUCUCCCUACCUAAACGGAGAUUCUCCAGAAAGUGCAAACGGUGACAUGGAUAUGGAAAAUGUUACACGGGUCCGCUUAGUCCAAUUCCAGAAAAAUACAGAUGAGCCAAUGGGAAUAACACUAAAGAUGAAUGAACUAAACCAUUGUAUUGUUGCAAGGAUUAUGCAUGGAGGAAUGAUUCACAGGCAAGGUACCCUUCAUGUGGGUGAUGAGAUACGAGAAAUAAACGGAAUUAGUGUAGCAAACCAGACAGUGGAACAGCUUCAAAAGAUGUUGAGAGAAAUGCGGGGCAGUAUCACCUUCAAGAUUGUUCCGAGUUACCGCACGCAGUCUUCAUCCUGUGAGAGAGAUUCCCCCUCUACAUCCAGACAGUCCCCAGCUAAUGGUCAUAGCAGCAUUAACAAUUCUGUUGCGGACAUUCCAUCAACUACUCAAUCAAAAGGACGACAGAUAUAUGUAAGAGCACAAUUUGAAUAUGAUCCCGCAAAGGAUGACCUCAUACCCUGUAAAGAAGCUGGAAUCAGGUUUAGAGUUGGAGAUAUUAUUCAAAUUAUUAGUAAAGAUGAUCAUAAUUGGUGGCAAGGCAAACUGGAAAAUGCCAAAAAUGGUACGGCUGGUCUCAUUCCUUCUCCGGAGCUGCAGGAAUGGCGCGUUGCCUGCAUUGCAAUGGAAAAGACGAAGCAGGAGCAGCAAGCCAGCUGUACUUGGUUUGGCAAGAAAAAGAAGCAGUAUAAAGACAAAUAUCUGGCAAAGCACAAUGCAGUCUUUGAUCAAUUAGAUCUCGUCACAUAUGAAGAAGUAGUGAAACUACCAGCUUUCAAAAGGAAAACAUUAGUCCUGUUAGGUGCACAUGGUGUUGGCAGAAGACACAUAAAGAAUACACUAAUAACGAAACAUCCUGACAGAUUUGCUUACCCUAUCCCACAUACAACCAGACCCCCUAAGAAAGAUGAAGAAAACGGGAAAAAUUACUUCUUUGUAUCUCAUGACCAAAUGAUGCAAGAUAUCUCUAACAAUGAAUACCUGGAAUAUGGCAGCCAUGAGGAUGCUAUGUAUGGGACAAAACUGGAAACAAUACGAAAGAUCCAUGAACAGGGACUUAUUGCAAUACUUGAUGUAGAACCUCAGGCUCUUAAAGUCCUGAGAACAGCAGAAUUUGCUCCUUUUGUUGUCUUCAUUGCUGCACCUACAAUUACUCCAAGCAUCAGCGAGGAUGAAUCUCUUCAACGCCUGCAGAAGGAGUCUGAAAUCCUCCAGAGAACAUAUGCACACUACUUUGAUCUAACAAUUAUCAACAAUGAAAUUGAUGAAACUAUUAGACAUCUGGAGGAAGCCAUUGAGCUUGUGUGUACAGCUCCACAAUGGGUUCCAGUGUCCUGGGUCUAUUAGACCAUUUUCAAGUGAACUAUCGGCAUUUUAUUACUUUGAAAUCACCUUGUGCAGUACCUGGAGAAACCUCUUUGUUGACAUUAUGUCAACCAGUCUUGGCCCCUAGAGACUACCUAAAUGUAGUGUGACCUAAAUUUAUAACUGUCAUGUCCUAAUGGAUGGAAAGGAAAAUGAAGCAAAUUUUCAAUGCUAAUUUAAAGAGACAGUAUCUGGUAUUAACAUUUUUAUUUCUUUUACAUUGUAUUAAAAAUGUUCUUUUUAAAAUAUGUGCAUUAGUCAAACUUUUGAAUGUUAUAUUUUGCGGGAACCAUAGCUUUUUUUGUUUCUAAAGUCCUCUGAAAACUGCACAAGUGAUAUGCUGCUUUCUAUAAUCUAUUUUAAUAAUGGGACAUUUGAUUACUUACGCAGGGGUGGAAAACUAUAUUAUUUUUAGUCUUAUGUCAGUCAUUUAGUAGCAAAGACGUUAUUUAAUUUAUUUACACAAAAUAGCCUUCAUCUAUUGAAAGAGGAAAUACCACAUGUUUAAUGGCCUUUUUCAUUUAAGAUGAUUUCCUUAAAAAUGUUUACUAAAAUAAUACUUUUAUUUGAUACUGUCUCUUUGAAGAAAUCUGUAAACAAUAUAGAGAUUUGAAAGUGGAUCUUAAUGCAUGUGGACAGUCGCAAGCGUUUAUACUGUUGGUGUAUCUGUGUUGAACAAAACUGUAACUUACAGAAACUUACAUUCCGUUCAUGGGAAAUAGUACCCGAGGGAAUUAAAUACAAUUAUUAUAACCAAGUUGUAUACCUAUGCACAUCCCUUGCAUUUUGGACAACUUUAUAAAAUGAAGCUGGUUUUUAUUAUUAACCAUGUAGUGAAAUGUGUUUGUAAUUUUGUCUCAAUUUAAUUUGUUGUAAACUGGGGAGGGUACGGACUGAUUCUUUAUUUUUUAUUAUUAUUAUUUUUUGGCCAUUUAAGAUCUGUGUUGUCAACAGAGUAUUAACGUUUUAAUUAUGUUCAGAGAAAUGCUUUUAUCUGUUUUAUGUUUAUUCUGCAUAUGCACAACAUUUAAAAAAUUAUGUAAUGGAAGGUUAUUGGGACCUAUAUCAAAAGAAUAUUCCACACAGUGUAAAAAAAUAAAACUCCUGUAAAUUCUUUAGCAGUAUGGAAUCAAAGUUUUAGCCUGACCAAUAUUUUCUUAUUUUACUUUAAAAUAUACUUAAUUUUAUGUGUUCAGAUAUAUGCCUUUGGGUCAUUCAUUUAUUGUGACUCGCAAAUAAAUUUGUUAACUCUGGUUGCACAAUGGUAAAUUGUAUAGGUAGUUUGUCUAAUGGUUUCAUACUAAAUUUGUUUUUUCAGGAAGUUGAUGAUGGGUUUUAAUUUUUACUCAAUUUCUCAAAUUGUUUCCAGUCGCACAAUUUUAUUCUUAAAAGAUGAAGCAAAGCACAAUAUGUAUAUUUACAGUCAAUCUAAUAAGUUAAUCACUAGUCCAUUUACAAUACAGAUUUUAUUCGGCUGACACCAGAUCAAAACUUAACAAAAAAUAAUUCUUUCAUAUAUAGCUUAACACUCACUGGAUGGAGACAUUCACAGUCUUCUAGCUAAAUCUGCAAAAGAGUAAUUUUGCACUUUUAAGUUUGUCAUAUUUCCUUGCUUCAUUUUUAGUCUAAAAUUGCCUAUUUUUAAAUACCUUUCAGUUUUGAGAAUAAAAAAAAUGUUUUACCAAAAUCCUCCUUUUGUAUAUGUAGCACUGUCUCUAGAUCAGAAUCUUGACUUUGCCUCUUAUUUUGGCAUGUGGAUGGUGAAGGAGAGCAAAAGUCCAUUGUGAAGAUUUGUGUUACCUGUAAACCAAAAAUAUAAUGUCUUCAUCCAGGCUUUGUUAUCUCCAACAAUGUUGAUCCUUAUUGAAGAUUUAAUUUUUCGUAUGUAGUCUUGUAUAUUUGCAAGUUCACUGUAAACUUCCAUAAAAAACUUUCUGCUCAAGGAUGGUUGGGUAGGGGAAAGGUAGUGAAUAACAAUAGUUAUAAUAAAAAAAAAAAAAUCACCAUGAAAGUAUAAAUAAAAUCAGAUUUAUUUUG
Pseudophryne corroboree (corroboree frog) is the source of this 5330-nucleotide messenger RNA. RefSeq names its product calcium/calmodulin dependent serine protein kinase (gene CASK). Bases 480 to 3275 code for a protein of 931 amino acids. Gene Ontology annotation, molecular function: protein kinase activity; ATP binding; signaling receptor binding. The transcript is spliced from 27 exons. Lineage: Eukaryota; Metazoa; Chordata; Amphibia; Anura; Myobatrachidae. Gene Ontology annotation, biological process: protein phosphorylation; regulation of neurotransmitter secretion; intracellular protein localization. The record is from RefSeq and is a predicted model, not a curated record. Gene Ontology annotation, cellular component: cell-cell junction; basolateral plasma membrane; plasma membrane.